Messenger RNA from Daldinia caldariorum, 2613 nucleotides. RefSeq lists its product as uncharacterized. Gene Ontology annotation, molecular function: lipid binding. The record is from RefSeq and is a predicted model, not a curated record. The coding region runs from base 145 to 2376 and encodes 743 amino acids. The transcript has a single exon. NCBI's taxonomy places the organism in Eukaryota, Fungi, Ascomycota, Sordariomycetes, Xylariales, Hypoxylaceae.
CGUCAAGACUAACUUGCUUCCAAAAAGUCACCACCAAUGGAUUACAACCUUUUUUUUUCCACCAGCAAAAAGGAAAAGGGAAAAGGGAAAAGGGAAAAGGAGGACUAUUCUUCAUAGGAGCAUGAUCAAGUUUAGCUAAACACAAUGCUGUCUUCUUGUUUUGGACUUCGAAAGAAGGACUCUGACCCCGAGCGAGAACCACUGCUCCCUCAAUAUGAGCAGGACACUCACUUACAGCGGGAGCUGUAUCAAAAGCUCCAUAGCUAUCAGAUGAUCAAAGCUCUGAGCGAAGGAUACAUGCCAACUACUGAACAGAUCAUUGCUAACCUGCGUACUCUACUGGAAAGCGACAUAUUGAAUCCCGAAAAUCCAGACCUGUCCCACAGCGGUCGUCGCUUGGUGCGCCUAAUAAAGCUAUGGCUGCAGCAAUUCAUCACCCUGCUCCAACAUAAAAACGGCAAGGAUCAACUUCAAGAUAUUAUCUGGUUCUUCAGAAAAAGCCGAAUAUCAGUCGAUGUGGAUGAUCUCAGUGCGAGGGCCAAGAAAACCAAAACCAAAGCCGAUAUUGCUGCUGCGUACCAGAGUGUGCGCACGGUUGGGUCGUUGCUGCUCACGAACCCCGAUUUUAGUGCCUUUCUCCACGAUCUAAACGUAAUCGGCCGCGAGGUCUUGAGGGACUCAGCCUUCGCCUUGAGUAGUGCUGCUAAAGAAGCAGGCAAGCAGUUGGAGCCUUCGCACGAGGAACUGCAGAGCAUAGCCGAGUCAACAACUACUACUGACGGUCAGCCGCAGACCGCCCAAGAUCUAGAGAAUGAAUUCGAAGAUGCCGGUAAGAUUGUUGCGAAUCAGAGCGCCGAAGUCGUAACCGCUACCGUCGAAAGUGCCAAAGAUAAGCUCUCCGGUGAAGAGGGUCAAGCACUCCUAAAGCGUUUACAGCGUGUGGUCCUCAACCUCCGCAAACGUCAAGACUAUACACAGUCCGUGUCAACACUUUCGCUACUCAUCAAACGCUACGCUAUAGUCUACUCGAGAGCUGCUGAGGAACUACUCGACGUUGCCCAAGAUGACGUCCAGGAAAACCGGGAGACCGAUCGCGCCCUUUCCAAUCUUUGGGAGUUCGUAAAGAGCUUUGGUGAUAGGAAGGAGUGGGAAAAGUGCGAGCAGCUUUUGAAGAAGGUGAUGAGCCAUAAGGAUAAUGAUCCCGAGUUUGAGGAUUUGUUACAAGACCUUGGCGAUAGCUUACAAAAGCUUCUUCUGGACCCGGAAUUCUUAACCAACGUAAACGAGAAACUCCGAGAGUUAAGAAAAAAGAGCAAGUAUGUCGGAUUGGAAAGUAAUCUGAAACUAGAUCUCGAUAAACUCAUAGAACAGCUAUCUGUCACGUUCCAGAGUGUGGCAAAAGACGAAGAUAUCCAGAAUCUAAAAACCACCACUCUUCGUAUCUUUGAUGUUCUUUCUCCUAGCGACUCAACCACAAAUACCGAAUUAAUCCAUGACGCCCUGAACGUUUUCAUCCCACGACUCAUCAGUGCCGUUCAGCAUGUGCCCAUCCCACGCCUCGAAGUCAGUACACCAACACUUGACCUCUUGCUGGAAAACCUCAUUAUCGAGCCCGGGAGCACAGUGAACAAUACAUCGUUCCUCCCGCACAAGUUAAGGAUCGAGACAUAUAACGAUGUUGAAAUUCGCAAAGCCCGUUUCAGAACUAAUGCCAGCAUGAAGAAUCUUAUGCUCAUCAAGAUAGACGGCCUCUCAGCACGUGCGGACGACGUCGGUUUCUGGCUCCGCCUUCACAGCGGGUUGUUUCGUCUAGCCGACAAGGGUAUCGCAAGCUUUGCGCUAGACGAGCGCGGUAUCGACAUCCAUAUCGAAGUCGAGAUAUGUCGCGAGCGCCUAGAACAGAUCCUAACGCUGCGCGGCGUGCGGGUAAGGGUGCACAAAUUGAACUACAAGAUCCACAAGGGCAAGUUGUCUUGGUUUAGCUGGCUCAUCAAGCCAAUGCUCCGCCCUAUCCUUAAGUCGACGUUGGAAGCCAAGCUCGCUAAGUCUAUCAGCGAUAUGCUACACGCUGCGAACCGCGAGCUGCUGUUCGCUCGGGAGCGUCUGCGCGCGACGAGGAUCAUCGAUCCGAAGGAUCUGUGGACUUUCAUUAAGGCUGUCGCGGCGAGGCUGGUGCCUGAAGAGGAUCCUGAUCUUAGUACUAGAUUAGGUGUGGACCAGCCGGGCCGUGGAGUCUUUAAGGGGGUGUAUGCGCCAGGGAGCCUCGUUAAGCUAUGGCACGAGGAGGCUUCUCGAGCGGGAGACCGUAUUGAGCAGUUUGAGGCGGGUGGUUGGCGGAAUGACGUGUUUAAUCCGGAUGGGCGCAACCUGAGUUAAGCCAGGGCGAAGGUAAUUAUUUCUUUUGGAUUUAGCAGAACGGCGUUGUUAGGGUGGGUUAAGAGUAUAUGAGGACAUUCCUUCACAGGAUCACCAUUUCGGGAUAGUAAUUUGGGUUGUAUAUGACGGAUACGGCGGCGUUGAAUUGUUUGUUUCGAGAAUGUUCACGGAAUAUCAGCGCAGCAAAUUGAACACUUAAUAUGAAAGCUUUUAUUUGAGCCUCUUAUUCAAUCUAUA